This is a messenger RNA of Nanorana parkeri, 1751 nucleotides long. It is a transcript of the gene NOX1, whose product is annotated as NADPH oxidase 1. The record is from RefSeq and is a predicted model, not a curated record. Bases 15 to 1724 code for a protein of 569 amino acids. Lineage: Eukaryota; Metazoa; Chordata; Amphibia; Anura; Dicroglossidae. Gene Ontology annotation, biological process: defense response; superoxide anion generation. The transcript has 13 exons. Gene Ontology annotation, cellular component: NADPH oxidase complex; plasma membrane. Gene Ontology annotation, molecular function: superoxide-generating NAD(P)H oxidase activity.
GGCAAGAAGACGCCAUGGGAAAUUGGGUCGUCAACCACUGGUUCUCCGCUGUGGUUCUGAUCGCCUGGUUGGGACUGAACAUCUUCUUGUUUACUAAUUUCUUCUUAAUCUAUGAGAAAGGGAAGCCAUUCCAAUAUACAAGAGUUAUCCUCGGAUCUGCUCUUGCCUGGGCCCGAGGAUCUGCCGCCUGCCUGAAUUUUAAUUGUUUGCUCAUCCUGUUACCCGUCUGCAGGAAUCUCCUGUCGUUUUUAAGAGGAACCUUGUCAUGUUGUCGCCGCUCGGUGAGGAAGCAGCUGGAUCAUAAUCUGGCGUUCCAUAAGCUGGUGGGUUAUACCAUCGCCCUGAUGACAGCUAUCCACACCAUCGCGCACUUGUUUAACGUUGAAAGAUUCUACAAUGCGGCGACAUCUAAGAAUAUUACCCUUGAAGGAAGGUUGUCGAGCAUUGACGGAGACUGGGUCAACCCCAUCAGAUCCGAGGCACAGACUCCGCCCAUUUUCUGCUUUACCACCAUCGCUGGCGUCACCGGCGUGGUGAUCACCCUGGCUUUGAUUUUGAUGAUCACGUCCUCUACGGAGUUCAUUCGCAGAAGUUACUUUGAAGUGUUCUGGUACACGCACCACCUCUUCAUCAUCUUCUUCGCUGGUCUCCUGAUUCACGGAGUGGGGCGCAUAGUGAGAGGACAGACCAGCGACAGCAUGAAGCACAACAAAUAUGAAUCCUGCCAUGAUAAAUUUAUUCAAUGGAAGGUUCCUAGUGGAAGAGAUGAGGAUGAUGAUGAUGAUGACGGUGAAAAAUGUCUCCAGCCCAGUUUUCAGGGCAAUGAACCCAUGACAUGGAAGUGGAUCCUGGCGCCAUUGAUCUUAUAUGUUUUUGAAAGGCUUCUGAGAUUUUAUCGUUCACAACAGAGAGUCGUUGUUACAAAGACUGUCGGCCAUCCAUCCAAAGUUCUGGAAAUACAAAUGAAGAAACGCGGAUUUAGAAUGGAAGUUGGCCAAUACAUAUUCAUCAACUGUCCACUGAUUUCCACCCUGGAAUGGCACCCGUUCACUCUUACCUCUGCUCCAGAAGAAGACUUUUUCUCUGUACAUAUCCGACAUGCCGGGGACUGGACAGAUAGCCUCAUCCAAGCUUUUGAAGACACAACUCAUAAACCACCCAGUCUUAAGGUUGAUGGACCAUUUGGAACAGCGAGUGAAGAUGUCUUCCAAUAUGAGGUCAGCAUGCUAGUUGGGGCAGGUAUAGGAGUAACACCCUUUGCCUCCAUCUUAAAAUCCAUAUGGUACAAGUUUCAGCACGAAGAUGAAAGGCUGAAAACCAAAAAGAUAUACUUUUACUGGAUUUGUCGGGAGACCGGAGCCUUCGCCUGGUUCGCUGAUCUUCUGCUCUCUCUGGAACAGGAGAUGAUCUCUUCAGGAAAGGAUGGAUUUCUCAACUAUCGACUCUUCCUGACCAACUGGGACAGCAACCUAGCUGGACAUGCAAUUAUUAACUUUGACGUGGCAACCGACGCAGUGACGGGGCUGAAACAGAAAACCUGUUAUGGGCGACCGAUCUGGGAGAACGAGUUUUCGAAGGUGGCCGAAGCACAUCCCAGGUCUACUGUGGGUGUGUUUCUAUGUGGCCCUCAAGCUCUGGGCAACAGCCUACAGCAGUGCUGCCAUCAAUACUCCAGCAUGGACCCCAGAAAAGUGCAAUUCUACUUCAACAAGGAGAACUUCUGAGCCGAUCCAAUACACAGGGCAGUGACG